AUGUCGCCUGAAGGUUUCCGAGUGACUAAGACUCCAAGGAAGUUAGCAUGUCAGAACUGUCGUAAGAGAAGAAGGAAGUGUAACUUUCUAAUUCCAUGUUCGAACUGUAUCAAAUUUCAGACGGAUUGUGUUGCAGUAAAUGAAGAUUUGAGAAAGACAAGAUAUACUGCCUCGUACGUUAAGUCACUAGAAGAAAAAAUUGCAUAUUUAGAGUCCAAUCUAACAGAGAGUGAUACAAAGGAGAAAACUAUUGAUGAUAUCAAACUUCUUAAUUCAUCUAUUUCUCUUGCCACAGCUUCAUCUGCCUCGUUGUUGAACGUACCGAAAAGAGAUAAGAAGGAGGUGAAGAACGAAUACAAUUUGGUUGAAAAUCCAUUAAGAAGUAGUAGUAUUUAUCCAAUGCAUUCAUUAUCAAUAUCAAAACCAUUUACAUCAAUAGAAUUUAAGCAGACACAAACAAACUUGAAAAAUUUGACAAGGAGCACUGCAAUAAUGAGAUCAUUAUCUUUUUUCUUUAAAUGGUUAUAUCCUGCUCAUUACUUCUUUAUCCACAGAGAAACAUUUCUAAGUUCAUUUUUUGGUGACACUAAUACAAAGAGCUACUACUGCUCUGAGGAGUUAGUAUUUGCAAUGUCUGCACUAGGUGCAAAACUGGUUAAGAGUGAUGAUGAGCUUUAUGGCCGUUCAACAGAAUUUUAUCAAACCUCUAAAUCCAUUGUUUUGAAAAAGGUUUUUCAACUUGAAGACUCAUCUUUUGCAGAUUCUACUCCAUCUUCCAAAUUAGCAAUUAUACAAACUUUAUUAUGUUUGGCAUUUUAUGAUAUUGGUAAUGGGGAAAACCCAAUGGCGUGGUAUUUAUCCGGUUUAGCAUUUAGAAUCGCUCAUGAAAUAGGUCUUCAAUUGGAUCCUGAUGCUUGGAGUAACGUUUAUGAAAAUGAUUUAUCUAAGAUUGACUUUGAAGUUAGAAGUAGGAUAUAUUGGGGCUGUUAUAUUGCUGAUCAUAUGAUAUCAAUCUUAUUUGGAAGAACAACAACUUUAAAAUUGUCGAAUUCGACUGUUCCUGAAACAGAUGAAUUGCCGGAGAUAGAAACUGGUAUAGAAGAUUAUAUUUAUGAUCCUACAAAAAUACUUUCUAUGGCUUACCCAUUACGAAAAUUAAUUGUUCUUUCGAGAAUUACUGAAAUUUUUGCCAGUAAAAUAUUUAGCCAUACAAACAGUAUGAUUCAAAAAUCACAAUAUCUAUCGAAGUUUAAUUUAGAAAUGUAUAAUUGGAAAUCUGAUUUAUCACCAGAAAUGGUCUGGACAAAACAAAAAAUAAUAGAAUCAGAAAAGUUUAAUCCAACAAUUGCAUAUAUGUGGUAUCAUUAUCAUCUCGUUUUGAUAUCAUACAACAAACCAUAUAUUUUUGAUUUUCCACACAGUAGACAUUUAAUUGAGGAGUCAAUUGAAGAAUUAUAUCAUAGUUUAACACUUUGGAAGAAAUCUUUUGGUACUUUUGAAAAGUGCAACCUUUACAUGAUUUAUACGGCCAUUUUAGCUUUACAAUGUAUGAAUACUGAGCUCAUUAAAGGGGAUCAUAGAAUGGAAUUUAAAAGUUUUUUGGGUUCUGAUACAUUGCACUACGAUUUAGCCAAAAAAGUUCUUGAUAAAGAAGUAAACACAGAUGAAUUAUUAGGUACGCUUUCCCAUGGUACAAAUUUUGCAUUAGAAUAUAAUUUUGAUUUCACAUUACUAAAUGAAAUCGAUACAUUGAUCGGAAGCACAGAUACUGGCUAA
Tetrapisispora phaffii CBS 4417 is the source of this 1776-nucleotide messenger RNA. It is a transcript of the gene CHA4, whose product is annotated as Cha4p. The coding region runs from base 1 to 1776 and encodes 591 amino acids. Gene Ontology annotation, molecular function: DNA-binding transcription factor activity, RNA polymerase II-specific; zinc ion binding; DNA binding. Lineage: Eukaryota; Fungi; Ascomycota; Saccharomycetes; Saccharomycetales; Saccharomycetaceae. Gene Ontology annotation, biological process: DNA-templated transcription; regulation of DNA-templated transcription. The record is from RefSeq and is a predicted model, not a curated record. The transcript has a single exon.